AGGUGAUGUCAUGGCGACCUUCAUAGUUAAUGGUUAAAUAAAUUGUUUAAAUAAAAGUCAGGGUCCAAAGAUUAUAGAUACAUGUCUCUUCGCCCUAACAAUAUGAGUCGUUGUCCACGAAGCGGCACGGCGGGCAGUCUAGUGGUGGAUACGGCUCAUUCUUGUAAACUUAUUUUGAAUAUUCGAUGACGGUUGUGAUGUCCACCGCCUGUAUUCAAUGUAGAGAAGCUACGUUUACUAUCCUCAUGACAUGCAUAGUCUGGAGAUAUAACGCUUUUUAUUCUCUCAAAGUUGGCAGAAUGUCAUCAUACUUUUUUACAAGUACACUCGUAACAACUUAAGCAGUACGAAACGUCUAUUCGAUCAAAUACACCUCACGUAGCAAAUAAGCCAUUACAUUUUUUUGUUGACCAAAUUCGACACUCUCAUUGACCUCCAGACAAAAACUCCAUGUUUGUUUGGGCGAAAAAACGACAUGCUGGAUGGAGGGAAACAGAUUGUCCGCCGAGUUUUUCUUCCUCUGUCGGACGUGCAGUCCGUCAUAACGAAGGUACUCCUUCAAUAUAAAGUUGUUGAAAAUGUGUCAGUUUCACGACGUUGGAGUAAUACCAUUGUUCACCUAUUUAAGACAUUUGCUCAAAUCUAGGUUGUGUCUUUAUGUUUCGAGAAAAUGAACAACUAAGGAUUUUUUUUUUCUUCACUUCUCUCAUUGACUUCUCAAACCCCCUGGGGUUUGGUCUGUUCCCGGAAGUCUCGCGAUAUUGCGCCUCUGGAUUUAGAAACUCUGCGGUCAAACUGCCCAAAGCGAAGAUUUUCUAAAACGUCUUUCACGCUGGUUCGAUAUGUCAUUUCCUGCUCGCCGUACAGAAACAAUCGAACUGCGUCUUUAGUGUUUUCUUACAGCGCCAAACGUGGGGUGUAUUUUUAAUGUAUUUUGGGGAAAUAAAGUUGUCCAAAAACAGCAUUUAACAGGCUACAGUAGUAACCCAUAACAUAACACAAUAAAAUGGAGACAGAACACCGGACUAAAAAGAGAUCCUAUGGGGAGGAGGAGAAGUCCGGAUCAGAUCAUCCAUCUGAAGAGGAUGACUAUGUCCCAUACGUACCUGUCAAAAUCAGAAAGCAUCAAAUGCAACUGAAGAUGCUGCGUCUGCGAGGGAAGGUGGUAGAGGAGGAGCAGAAGGAUAGUGGAGGAGAGCAGAGAGAUGAGGACGAGGGUCUGGGACCACGCUCUAACGUCUCCCUGCUGGAUCAACACCAGGUUCUCAAGGAAAAGGCCGAAGCUCGUAAAGAGUCAGCCAAGGAGAAGCAGCUGAAAGAAGAACAGAAGAUUCUGCAGAGUGUGGCAGAGGGAAGAGCUCUCAUGUCGGUGAAGGAAAUGGCCAAAGGCAUCAUCUAUGACGAUCCCAUCAAAACAAGUUGGUUGGCUCCACGGUACAUCCUGAACAUGCCCCCUGCGAGACACGACCGCGUCAGGAAGAAGUACCACAUCCUGGUCGACGGUGACGGUAUCCCUCCGCCGAUCAAGAGCUUCAGGGAGAUGAAGUUCCCACAGGCCAUCUUGAAAGGUCUGAAAAAGAAGGGAAUUGUUCACCCUACACCCAUUCAAAUCCAGGGAAUUCCAACCAUUCUCUCAGGCCGGGAUAUGAUCGGUAUCGCCUUCACAGGUUCAGGGAAGACUCUGGUGUUCACCCUCCCCAUCAUCAUGUUCUCUCUGGAGCAAGAGAAGAAACUGCCCUUCUGUAAGAGUGAAGGGCCCUACGGUCUCAUCAUCUGUCCCUCAAGAGAGUUGGCUAAACAGACCCACACCAUCAUAGAAUACUACUGUAAGCUGCUGGAGGAAGAAGGGGCUCCACAUAUGAGAUCAGUCCUCUGUAUAGGAGGCAUGUCUGUCAAAGACCAGAUGGAGGUGGUCAAACAUGGUGUCCACAUGAUGGUGGCGACCCCCGGCCGUCUGAUGGACCUGUUGCAGAAGAAGAUGAUCAGUCUGGAUAUAUGUCGUUAUCUGGCUCUAGACGAGGCUGACCGAAUGAUAGACAUGGGCUUCGAAGAAGACAUCAGAACUAUCUUCUCCUACUUUAAGGGCCAGAGACAAACUCUUCUGUUUAGUGCCACCAUGCCCAAGAAGAUCCAGAACUUUGCCAAGAGUGCCCUGGUCAAACCCAUCACCAUCAACGUGGGCCGGGCCGGCGCUGCCAGCCUGGACGUCAUUCAGGAAGUGGAGUAUGUGAAGGAAGAGGCUAAGAUGGUUUACCUGCUGGAGUGUCUACAGAAGACCCCUCCUCCGGUGUUGAUGUUUGCUGAGAAGAAAGCAGACGUGGACGCCAUUCAUGAAUAUCUCCUGCUGAAAGGAGUGGAGGCUGUGGCUAUCCACGGAGGAAAAGACCAGGAGGAGCGUACCAAGGCCAUCGAGGCCUUUAAGGAAGGGAAGAAGGAUGUGUUGGUGGCUACUGAUGUUGCGUCUAAAGGUCUGGACUUCCCUGCUAUACAGCACGUGGUCAACUAUGAUAUGCCAGAGGAGAUAGAGAACUAUGUCCACAGGAUUGGUCGAACCGGUCGAUCAGGGAAGACUGGGAUCGCCACCACUUUCAUCAACAAAGGCUGUGAUGAGUCGGUGCUGAUGGAUCUGAAGGCCCUGCUGAUAGAAGCCAAGCAGAAGGUUCCUCCUGUUCUACAGGUCCUACAGACAGGAGACGAGACCAUGCUGGAUAUCGGAGGAGAGAGAGGCUGUACAUUCUGCGGUGGUCUUGGUCAUCGUAUCACAGACUGUCCCAAACUGGAAGCCAUGCAGACCAAACAGGUCACCAAUAUCGGACGGAAAGACUACCUGGCACACAGCUCCAUGGACUUCUGAAUGUACCUCACGAAAUACUGUCACCUACUCAAUGCUGUGCCUGGUUUGUUUUGCCAGGUACAAUGGGGACCAAUUGGGAUAGUAUGACAUGGCUGUGUGAGACUGACAUGGCUGUGUGAGACUGACAUGGCUGUGUGAGACUGACAUGGCUGUGUGAGACUGACAUGGCUGUGUGAGACUGACAUGGCUGUGUGAGACUGACAUGGCUGUGUGAGACUGACAUGGCUGUGUGAGACUGACAUGGCUGUGUGAGACUGACAUCGUUCCCGUGUGACUGACAUGGCUGUGAUGGCCUUGUUUCUCAGAGAAUUGAGGAAGUAACAUGUAUUUGGUUUGUCUCCGGGACCGAUAAGAUAAAGACAGAAUCGCUCUGUAUGUAUAAAAGGUUGAACAAUUUUUUUUUGUGCAACUCUCUUAUUUCUCUUAUCUGUUUUGUAUUAUACAUGUAAUUACAUUUCUCUGCAACGUUAAUAAAUCAAUUUUACGAUCCA
Molecule: messenger RNA, 3345 nt
Organism: Oncorhynchus mykiss (rainbow trout)
Lineage: Eukaryota; Metazoa; Chordata; Actinopteri; Salmoniformes; Salmonidae
Source: RefSeq, a predicted model, not a curated record